Molecule: messenger RNA, 381 nt
Organism: Ostertagia ostertagi
Lineage: Eukaryota; Metazoa; Nematoda; Chromadorea; Rhabditida; Trichostrongylidae
Source: the annotation of a GenBank genome assembly
AUGUUAGCAUAUUAUCACCUCUCUUCUGCCUCACCAAAUACUGCAGAAGCAUUAGCAUGGAAUGGAAUGCAUGCUCUCGAAGCUUCUGCUGCUGUCACCCGUACGAAUCUAUCGAGAAGUGAAUUGGCAGCUUUAUGGACACGUGAUGAUUUGGCUGAAUACUGCACAGACAGUCUAAUACCAGCAGAAGGAGGUAUUCAAAGGCUUCAUGCGGGAGUUUAUCGGCAAGGACUGAAGAACUAUUCUGUGAAGAAACCAGCUAUAACCGAUGAACAAAUAGAAAUCUUGUUCAAACGUUUGAUACCAUUUCUUCAUCGCCCUGAAGUCCUGCGCAUGAUAGUGUGGAUGAUCGGACAUGAGGACUCUUCCUGGACAGGUUGA